Dichotomopilus funicola is the source of this 1563-nucleotide messenger RNA. RefSeq lists its product as uncharacterized. The transcript has 2 exons. The coding region runs from base 1 to 1563 and encodes 520 amino acids. The record is from RefSeq and is a predicted model, not a curated record. Gene Ontology annotation, molecular function: oxidoreductase activity; FAD binding. NCBI's taxonomy places the organism in Eukaryota, Fungi, Ascomycota, Sordariomycetes, Sordariales, Chaetomiaceae.
AUGGGCUCUCUAAUCAACCCGAUGGAGGACUCCAACGCCCUCAUUCGGGAGGCCAAAGCCCACAACCGACCUGUCACCAUCAAGAACGGCGGCUACUCGUUCGGCGGUUUUUCGACCACCAACGGCGGCAUCCUGCUAAACCUGUCCAGGAUGAACAAGGUCACGCUCGACAUGACACCCGGUUCGGAGGCAGUCACGCUGCAGGGCGGCGCUCGCUGGGGUCAUGCCUACAAGGCCUUGGUUGACGGUGGCCACAACGGCUGGUUCAUUAACGGAGGGCGCUGCCCUAUAGUGGGCGUGAGUGGGUUCGUCCUCGGGGGCGACCUGAGCCCGUUCACGCGCAGCUUCGGCAUGGGAUGCGACACGCUCCAAGAGGCCACCAUUGUGACGGCCAAUGGACAGAUAGUGAAGGUCACCGACAAGGACGACAAGACCUCGGACGAGGGCAAGCUGUUUUGGGCCCUGUGUGGGGCGGGCGGGGGCAACUUUGGCGUCGUGGUGGAGAUGAAGAUGAAGGUGCAGAAACUGGAGGGUAAAAGUGUGGUCGCCGGCCUGUUCGUCUGGGCGCCGAAGCCCGGGAACAUGGACAGCUUCAUGGCAACCAUGGUCGACUUUUACACGGCAGAGUGGCCGAACCAGACCACGAUCGACAGCUCCUGGCUGUGCGACUUGAACGACCCUCCGACAACGGAACUCAAAGUCCGCUUCCCGAUCCCUCACAACGGCAACAAGGCCAAUUUCGAUGCCACGGCCGACGAAAAUAUCAAGAACCAGGAGCUGGCCAAGCCGCUCAAGCGGCGCACCCUAGAGGAGCUGUCGACGCGAUUCCUGUUUGAGACGCUCGUGUCACAAUGGUCUUUUGAGAACCAGAGCACGCUCUCGUCGGCAACAGGAAAAUAUCGCAUCUACACGUCGGUCGUCCUCACCAACGACAAGCCAACCAUCACGGGGGUCACCGCCUUCAUUCGAAAGCAGAUGAAGGACUUUCGCGACCUCUUCGCAGGGGAGGAGGGUCUGCUCCAGGUCACAUGGAUCCACACCGGCGGAGAAGCGAGCCGGGAGAAAACGACGAGCACCACGGCCUACCCGUGGCGUUCCUCCGUCUACCAUACCUACGUGAUGCUUGAGCGGAAGGAGAAAUGGCUGACCAGAGACAUGAAGGACUUUCUCAAGACGAUGAGCAAUGACCUGAGGAAGUUUUCGGUCAAGGGCCACGCUGCCUUUGUCAACUUCCCCGAUAGCCAGCUCAAGGCGCACGAGGAAGCGUAUUUUGGACCCAACCUGCAGGCGUUGCGCGAAGUAAAAAAGAGGUGGGAUCCCGACCACUUCUUUGAGUGGCACCAGGGGGUCAAGCUCCCGCAGCAGACCCAGACGAUGGCGACGAGAGGAGCAUCCCGUGGUGCAUCGAGUACGGAGGAGACUUUCGAGUCUGUGGUGGACGAAGAUGUCGAGGAGGAAGACGAAUCAUAUGAUGAGUUCGUGGGUAAGGCCCCAACCGUGUUCGCGGCGAGGAACGGGUACGAAGGCAUUGGGGCCUUGUCCUUGGCCGACCUGGGGUUCUAA